AUGGACUCCUCCUAUUCAGACCAAGACUUCGACAACACUUACUCACACAACGCCAGAUCGAGAGCCGGUAGCGGGGUGUCUACAACAGAGGGGCUCUUUCAGAACUUGCAGCUUGCCGAGUCUCCGUCCCUGGAAACCGGUUCCUAUACCAGCAGCAGCAGACCACCAUCCUCGAGGGGCCUGGCCUCAUCCGUAUACUUAAGUCCGAGCCUGUCCCACCCGCCCACCUAUCUUUCCAGCUCCAUCUCUCCACAUCAACAACACUUUGCACACCUACCCUCGGACACUGAGUGGUUCGAAGCGGAACACGCAUCAGUCCACGGCACACCACUGUUACGACUGGAACCUGCACCAGACCACGGGGAAACGCCUUCGACGUCAUCGCCGCUGGCAUCGAUCGAGCCGGAAAGCAUGAGCGCCGUUGCCGUAUCAUACGAUCCAGGAUUCAGCAUGGGAAGCAGAUCUUCUUUCACUUGGCCAGGUGCGUCAGCCUCCCUAUCAUGCUGGACGGACAAUGCAUGCUCACCAGCAGCAACAGUAUUGGACUCUGGAAGCGGUCUUUUGCCGCCUGGCAUGAGCCACCACUACGGAUCAGAAGCCAGUUUAUCACCGCCCAGCGGAUCACGAUCGAUCACGGGCAGCCCGCCAAGAAACACACUCACGCCGGAACAGAGGGAACUAAAACGCCAACGAGACCAGGCCCGACACAGUUCGAAGAUGCACGCUCGCGGGCGAAGGGCGGGAAGUGGCUCCGAAUCAGUGUACUCACCUCCAGUAACGCUGGCCGACUUGACCACAGGCUCCUCCACGAUGCCGAUUUAUACCACCGCGCCGUCUCAAAUGUCGCUCAUGGCCGAACCUACAACGUCACAUUAUUUGCCGCCCUUCUCGCCUCCCCUUCCAGAUCAAAGCCAGACAAACAUGUUCCCGAGUCCCUACCCGCCACAGUCGUACAUGCCAGACUACGGCUACCAGCCAUCUCCGGCCCCGAGUCUACCAUCGCACUAUGGGUAUGUUUCCAACACGGGAAACAAUCGGCCGGUUACUGACACCUUCCUCAGCAGCAGACCAGUCAUGGGAGACCCGAAUCUUGGCAUGUACUCAGUUCCACCAGUGAUGGGCCCAGGACCUCAAGAUACGAGCGGACAGGUACGAGUGGUACACAGCCGACCAAAGCCACAGUGUUGGGAGCACGGAUGCAACGGUCGCCAGUUUUCUACCUUCAGCAACCUUCUCCGGCACCAGCGUGAAAAGUCAGGACAGGCCACGAAGGCGACGUGUCCCAACUGCGGCGCAGAAUUCACACGAACCACGGCGAGAAAUGGGCAUUUGGCACACGACAAGUGCAAGAAGAAGAGCAGCAACUGA
Molecule: messenger RNA, 1368 nt
Organism: Podospora anserina S mat+
Lineage: Eukaryota; Fungi; Ascomycota; Sordariomycetes; Sordariales; Podosporaceae
Exons: 2
Coding region: 1-1368 (455 amino acids)
Source: RefSeq, a predicted model, not a curated record